UCUCGGCCGCGCACCUCAAGCACACCACGGCUCGACCGAGGCACGUGACCCGGACCGGCGACAGGCCAAUCGCCCCGAACCACCCGGCUCGCACGGCCAUACGGCCCCAGCGAGGGCGUGCCGCUCUACGAGCGAAGGGAUCCCCGAGCAAUCCGACAAACACUUCAUCCGCAACCCAGAAUCCAGUUCAGCAAGCAAACAUUAGACGAAGAAGAGGAGAAAGGAGUAGAGGAAUCCAGCUGUCUCGAGGGACGUUUUCUCCUCCUAAAACAAUGCCCCUCUCAAAUUAUUAAUUCGACCACGAGACGGGCCUUAUCCGUCGUGUACCUCCACUCCUGGUGCACUGCAUCUGAUAAAUCCAAGGAUACCCCCGCAAUCAUUUCUUUUGUUCCUUCUCUUACGUACGUUGGUGUAGAUCCCGUAUACCCACUGAGGUGCGCUCCACUGAGUCCUUCCAAUUGACAUCCGACUCGUAUGUUGUUUCUCGAUCAGAUUUUUUUGGCUUUGUGAAUGGACCGCAUUUGUCUCCGUGCGUCUCCUCACAUGUGUGCGAGUAAUCUCAUCCCGUUGCCUAUAUAUAUUUGCAUAAACCAUUCCCCUAAUCUCAUGUUAUCGAGUCGUCAUCGUCGUCGUCAUCCGUCUACCUGGGCAAUCUCAACAGUUUGAGUGUGCGAGCGAGCAUAAUAGAUAGAUAGAUACCAAUGGCGGAGAUGGGAGCAGAGGCGGCGGUGCAUUACCGAGGGGUGAGGAAGAGGAAGUGGGGGAAGUGGGUGUCGGAGAUCAGGGAGCCCGGGAAGAAGAGCAGGAUCUGGCUGGGGAGCUUCGAGUCAGCGGAGAUGGCGGCGGUGGCACACGACGUGGCGGCGCUGCGACUCAAGGGCCGCGACGCGCAGCUCAACUUCCCGGAGUCGGCGGAGCAGCUUCCGCGGCCCCGGAGCUCGGACCCCGAGGACAUACGUGCGGCGGCGCUGGAGGCGGCCGCGAGGCUCCGGUGCAGGACUGUUAGGGUAUCGGCGCCGGCGCUGGAGCGGCUGGGCAACGACGAGCUGGGGCUGGACUCGCCCAAGAUGUGGGUGGAGCUGGCGGAGGCGCUGCUGCUGAGCCCACCAGCUUGGAACCCUGAGGUGAGCGAGCCAGAGGAGUGGGAACACCAUGCGUCCUUGUGGGACCCUUUCCUGUAGACCAUCACAUUUAUCCCUCGAGAUAAUAACACCAUCAGCUGACGUCCUUCAGUGUACCAAAGGGUGUACGUAAUACGUAAAAAAGUACGUGAUUGUUGAUGCAAGAAUGCUUCAAGGUGAUAAAUAAUUGGAAGAGUACUCUGGCAGCUAUCGUUGCCGGUCUGCGGUUUGGGGUUGCGGAGUGAAGAGAGACGAGAGAGAGUACGUCCGGCACGUUAGGCUCUCUCUCUCUCUCUCUUUCUCAGUAUAGUACUGUUGUAGUCUAACAAUGUUUGCUGGAGAGAGGAACAAAUGUAAGAAUCACCGUGCACAGUACGCGGAAAUGCUGAUUCAUAAUGCUCCCGUCUAAUGUGCUUGACUGUGAAUGGCGUGCAUCAGGGGAUUCAAACUAUAAAAGGAUGUGAACAAAAUUAUAAAGGCAUCAUCCCUCCAGGUUUAGACCAACGAAUGGUGAUCAGCUGCUCCACAAGGAGCUCGCAACAACAGAUAUUGAGCCUGCAAUUGGUCACUGCAGCUACUCAAACUUUGUUUCCCAGCAUCAUUAAUGCUAGAUCUUGUUUUAGGUGAAGAUGCACAGGGUGUUUCCCUCGGUCAAUGGGUCCAACGUAGGUCAAGACAACAUGGAUAUGGGACCUGCAUUGAAGAUAACGAAACAAGAAUACGAUUGUGGCCUCAUGACAUCUAUAUGUGGUAGGCACCAGGGAGAGCAAGGGACCAAAACUUUCCUAUUCAAUGGGUCACGCGUUUAAGGAGAUGGGCCACCACCGCCACUUAUCACUUGGUAAACAAAAAUCUUGAGAUUUCUAGAAGCUUAGGCUAAUAGCUAAUAUGUUGAAACGAAUAUAUAUCAGAUUAUUUAUAAAAAAAGGGCAAGUAAAACACUUAACACUUAUUAAAAACUUCUGCCUAUCACAUUUGAAACCUCUAAUUUGAAACUUACUGUCCUUAUUAAAAAAAAGGACAAGCAAUUAUUAAAAAUUCUGCCAAAUCACAUUUGAAACCUCUAAUUGUAAGGAUAAUAAGCUUGUUAUCAAAAGAAAGUGGUAAAACACUUAACACUUACUAAAAAGAAAAUUGCUGCUGAUUAGCUUAGUUCAUGCAAUCAUGACAGAGUAUGCCCUUCUUAUGUUCAUGCAAUCAUGGUAAAAAACUCGAGUGUUAAUGCAAUCAUGUUUAUGUUCUCGCACCAGAGAAGCUUAAUGUAUGAAGAGGUGUUCACAAGUCACCUUUCAAGCAUUAUUACUGGUUUGUGUUGUCAAUCGUAGAGAGUAACAUACAGUAGCACGUACCAUUAGAGAAAAGACAACUUACAGAUAGAGUACUAACACAGACAAC
Molecule: messenger RNA, 2516 nt
Organism: Musa acuminata AAA Group (dessert banana)
Lineage: Eukaryota; Viridiplantae; Streptophyta; Magnoliopsida; Zingiberales; Musaceae
Product: ethylene-responsive transcription factor ERF022-like
Exons: 1
Coding region: 702-1181 (159 amino acids)
Biological process (GO): regulation of DNA-templated transcription
Molecular function (GO): DNA binding; DNA-binding transcription factor activity
Source: RefSeq, a predicted model, not a curated record